AUGCACUUGGAUCCCAAUCAUCAUCCUGUUAAUCCACAAGGAGUUCCAUAUCAGCAGCACCCACAAACCAUGAUGGCCGCCCCAACAGCCGCAGCGGGAGCCACUCACCAGUACGUCUACCCUGCCUAUCAUCAGGCAGCACAGCAGAUUCCACAACAUGCUGUUCCCAUGAUGGUCCAUGGGUAUCAGCAGCAUGCCCCGUCUCCACAAAUGAUGCAGCAGUCUCAGCAGCAGUUGCAACAAUCCCAGUCUCAUCCAGCACAUCAAUCCACAGCACAACCACAAUCAUCGUCCUCGGAACAGCACAGGAUAUCUCAGGAAUGGGAACAAAUCCGUAUUGCCAGGGAAAAGUUGGAGUUACUGCAAGAAAAGCUGCAAGUCGACCAAGAAAUCCUCAAGCAAGAGAAAAAGCAAAAGAGACGGCAGCGUCAGAUGGCUACCCAAGAGCUUCAUGAAGAAUGGCAGCGAGAGAUUAAGCUACUAUCGGCACGUACCCAACAAGUUAAAGAGGAAUACGAAACAAAAUUAGCAAAACAAGCCACCGAAUAUGACGCCAAACUCAAAGAAGCACAACAAGAUGCUCAAGGAGUAGAACGGGCAAAGCAAGCAUAUGCUAUUCAAGACUUGACAGUACAACAUCAAGAGGCCAUUACCAAACUGGAAACUCAAUUGGCUGAGGAAAAGAAGCAAGCACUUGAAAACGAAGCAAAAGCCAAGGAACAUUUGGAGCAGCAGCUCAAGGCACAAGAAGAGAAACUGCAAGCUCACGAACAACAGCAACAACAAAACUAUCAAUCGCGACAACAGCAAUGGCUCGACAAAUUGCAUGAGCAAGAACAGAAGCAACAAGAACGAUUGGAAGAGUUGAAACAAAACCUCAAGAAGGACUAUGAUGUCAAGUGUGUUGCCAUACAAGAAGAAUUUGAAGAAAUGUCAGUCGCGGAGCAAAAGAGUGUCGAAUCAGAGUACCACCAGAAACGCGCGGCAGAGCUCUCGAGCUGUCAGGCUGAACACAAGCUGCAAUUGGCCAAAAUGGAAGAACUAUUGAAAGAGCGAGAUGGUGCCAUUGAGAAAUUUGAAGCAAAGAACCAAGAGCAAGUGCACAAAGCCCAAUCCACGGCAGCCUCAGAAAGCGGUCAAGUCGAUCAGCUCAAGACUCAAUUGGCAGAAAAGGAAAAGGAGAUUGGUCAGCUCAAGAAACAACAAGAGGAGUUGCUGAAAUCAAGCUCCACUGUGCAACAGCAAGAGACCCAGAUCGCAGAACUACAAAAACAGCUGCAGUCGUCGCAGGUUGCUCAGGAGAAGGAAAAGAUGGAAACUACAGCGACGAUGCAAUCUCUAGAAGACCAGCUGUCGCAGAAGUCAAAAUCCAUUGCAUCACUUGACAGACGGCUCCAAGAAGCCAUCAGCCAACAAGAUACACAAGGCACAGACGACCAAAAAAGUCAUUUGGAACGAGUCAAUUCUCUGGAAACUUCCCUGGCGGAGCGUGAAGAAGCGAUCGUGAAACUUCAGACGCAAGUAUCGGCGUUGGAGCAAGCAAACAAAGUAGCCACAGACGAGGAAGUCGCUCGGCUUCAACGGCAUUUGGUAGAACGUGACAAUCUGGUUCAGAGCCUGGAAGCUCAAGUUGGUGGCUUGGAAAGCAAAUACGACGAAGAACGCGGGGCUCUCCAAGAGGAACUCUCUGCGCUGGCAGGCAAGGCCACAGAAAAAGAUGAUUGCAUUGAUCGCCUGAAAGAAGAUCUGUUGAAAAAGGAAAAGGAAUUGGCCCAGUCAUUGCAAGCAAAAGAUUCCUCAUACCAGGAACGAAUGAAGGAGAAGGACGCAGCUCUCAAAGCCCUAGAGGCACAAGUGCCCGACUUGCAACGGCAACUCGAGGAAGCUACAGCCAAGGCAUCAGAACAUGGCAAUGCUAAAGAACAGCUGGCGUCCCAAAAGUCGGUCGUUCAGCAGCUGGAAGAGCAAGUCGCGGUCCUUACCAAGGAGCGUGAUCUUCAUUUGAUAGCUGACAUGGAUGCAACCUUUUUGACUACACAACUUGCCGAAAAGGAAGAAACAAUCUCCCGCCUAGAAGCCCAGAUCCUUGAACUGGAGCAGACAAUGAAUACGGCGGCAGCUGACCCGGCCAAGGUAGCAGAACAGGAAGAGACAAUCAGUCGGUUGGAAGGCCAGCUUAUGGAAAUUGAACGAGAGCUGGAUCAACGCACAGAGUCCACGUGCCAAAAGUGCCCACCGCUACGAGAAGAGCUCGAAGCACUCCAAGCCAAGAUUCACAAUUUGGAGCAUGAACGAAAGCAAGCAUCUGCCAGUGCCGCUGAUCAGUUGAAAUUGCGUAAGGAAAUGGCUCAGCUGUUGAGGAAGGAGGAACAGUUCAAGUCCAAGAUUGAGUCACAGCAGAAGGAAUUGGAAGAAAUGAAGACGACAAAGGAAUCUCUAGCUUCUCAAGUUGGACAAGAAACCGCUGCCAACCGUCAAGGUCGCAAGCGUGCAGCGAUCAAGAAUCGUAGACAAGUCAUGGAGGCGAAUUGGAGAGGUUCUUCUACCGUUGACGCCGGAAUCUACACUGGCUUCAUCAACGACUUGGGCAACCCAGAUGCAGCUGGUACGUUGAAGUUUGAAGAUGGGUCGGUGUACGACGGAGAAUGGCGCGAUGGCAAUUUGCAUGGUGAAGGUGUCUUCGCGUGGGUUGACGGCGAUACCUACCAUGGCGAAUGGCUCGAGGGACGGCAACAUGGUUAUGGAGUUUUUGUAUGGGCAGAUGGUCGCUUGUACCAGGGUUACUACAAGCACGGACAGCGCGAUGGAGAAGGACUGAUGACAUGGCCUUAUGGUGCAAGAUACCGCGGUACCUACAAGCGCGAUAAACGAAACGGCAAUGGUGUCUACACGUAUCCCGACGGUCGUACAUACAGCGGCGAGUACAAGGAUGAACGUCCUCAUGGCAUCGGAACAGAGACGGCUCCUGACGGAUCCAUCAUUUUCACUGGGGAGUGGUCGAUGGGAGAAUUUCUGAAAGAUAAUACUGAAAAUAUCUAG
This is a messenger RNA of Seminavis robusta, 3039 nucleotides long. Lineage: Eukaryota; Bacillariophyta; Bacillariophyceae; Naviculales; Naviculaceae. The record is from the annotation of a GenBank genome assembly.